Molecule: messenger RNA, 2538 nt
Organism: Fusarium musae
Lineage: Eukaryota; Fungi; Ascomycota; Sordariomycetes; Hypocreales; Nectriaceae
Exons: 1
Coding region: 1-2538 (845 amino acids)
Source: RefSeq, a predicted model, not a curated record
AUGCAUACUACCCACCUUGAGAUACCUGGCAUUGACCAUGUCGCUUUGUUAGAUGGAGGAUCGGAACCUGGACUCAAGUCCUGCUCGUACUGUAUCAGAACCAAAAAAGUUUGCAGUCUGAACCCACAGUGGGGAAAAACUCGAUCAAGGUCUCGAGUUAGUGAGACUGGGUCAAGCAUCACCAGCACCUCCGAUAGUUCUCAGAGCAAGAGGAAGCGCAAUGAGUCUCCCGCUACGACUACUGCCCCUUCACUCAACGCAAAGUAUUGCGACAUGACGGCAGCGAAUAUGCUGCAGAUGAUUCAGGACUCUACACCAGGCCAAGGUUUAUCUUGGAACAACCCCUUCACCAACACAGACAUCCCUUCCUUUCUCUCCAUGGACCCAACCCUCGACGCUCAAAGCCUUGCAAUGAGCUUCUCCAGUCCAGAGAGUGCUUCGCAGACAAUAGCGCAGGAGGGUAUUGAUGAAUCGCUGCCUGAACUUACAAAGCAAACUUCACAUGCAGCAACGGACUCGCUUGACAACGCGACAUCUUAUUCAGGCUCACAAGACUUUGACAUUAAUAACCUCUGGGAUUUGGACUUUUCGGACAUCAACUCUGCACCUCUGGACACGCUUUCAUCAGUGGAAUCUCCAGCCUAUGGACAAAAGGCUGUUCAGGUGAAGCGCAGAGCCCGUUUGCCUUCCAAUGACUGGUCUGGAUAUCCCAACUUCUCCCCGUCGCCAUUCACCAGCGACUCUCUUAUCAUGCAAACCUCCAAUCGAUUUAUGAUCACCGAGAGUCUUCUUCAGAUAUAUCACGAUGUCCUUGAAAAUAACCUCGCCUGCUGGCUAGCUGAAGAGAACUGCCCUUACAAGUUGCAAGUUGUCGCUCGUGGUAGUCCAGCACCAGAACCCAAGCUAGGUGCAACCCCAGGACCUUCCCGACAGAACCCGAAUCUUCCGCCAGAAUGGGGCGCUGCCUGGUCGAAUAGGAUGUACCGUCGCGUCGUGGAAUUAGAUCGAGCCUCUCAGUCAGCGAGAUUGAUUAAUCUUACACGAUCCGAGAGCCAAGCAACAUCCAGAGUACUAGAUCUCGUCAUAAUGGCCUUCACAACACAAUGGGCACAGGGCAACCGUCGACAAGAAAGAUUCAGCGACUUUGCCACUGAAGCAGAUGACCUAGCCGACGCUCUCAAUCAAGAGUUUGAGGAGAGUUUGCAGCAGUCAGUAUGGGAACAAGCAAAGAGGGCACUUCAAGACGUUGUUGAUGUCGAGUCUUACCGCGUCAUAUACGCUGAACUCAUCUUUGGUCUGACGCAGAAGCCUUGGGCCAGUGACGAGUACCAACAAAAGUCUUUUGGAUCCAAAAAAGGAAAAAGUGGCAAAGGUAUCAAAGAGAACGCGAUGCCAGAGAUCAUUGAGAUCAUGUCGCAAGAAGGGCCCCAUAUCUACCUAGAGCGAGCAACGAGGAAGAUUCAUGCACUAAAGUUCAGAUUUGAAGCCAGUGAAUCUGGAUUCACGGAGACUAGCAAGAAAUAUGCUCCUCGAAGAUUGACAGAGGAGAACAGGCGGACCAUCGGGUUACUUUACUGGCUCGCCGUCAUGUUCGAUACAGUCUCUUCAUCAAUGAAUGAACGACCGGUGGCACUAGCUGAUGAAGACUGUCAACACGAAGAUGCAGAGCAAAUACUCGCAGACAGUAUGCGAGCAGCUCAGAAGAGCCGAAGAGGGAGUCAGCGAUGGGAAAUGGAAUUAUUCAUACAAGAUGAUGCGGCCAAGCCAACAGUUGGAACACGGUGGCCGUGCUCAUAUGACGAUGCCAUGCAAAUGGUUGCCAAGUCAGCACCCGUCAAGAUCCUGAUCUAUCGACACUUGUCAUACCUUCAAAAUGCUUUACGGAAACGAGAGUGUCCCCAGGCAAUCGAGGAGAUCAUCCAACAAACUACCCUCCUGUACCGGUACUGGAACAUGACGCACGGUGCCUUCUUCCGAGAUCUCAUCAGGCAUUACGAUACAGUCCCACCACGAAUUAGAAGCUGGUUCUUCUGCAUCGCAGUACCAUGGCAUCUCGGCGCCCUAAUGCUCGCAGACGUCCUUGAAUUCAUCGACAAAAACAACUACGGCCUUGACCAAGCGCGUCAAAAGCGACUUAGCGGCAACGUCGCAGCACGAAUCCGCAAAGCAAGCGCCAUAGAGCUCGCAGACCUUGCACAAGUCACAACGCCGCGCCUAUUCCAAGAAGCUGGUAUAAACGCCGCGCAACUCCCAGAUUACCAUUUUGCCGUUAGUGAGGGACCACUAUUGACAGAACCUUGGACUGUUAUCCUUAUUAGAGGUUUUACGAAAGCGUGUUUGUUUCAUUUGGACAUGGCGGAUGAUUUUCAGCAGCAUGAGGGGGAUUUAUUGGGGCAUGAUGAUAGCGAGGAUUUUCAGGAUAGCUUGAGGAGGGCGGAGUAUUGUAUCAGGGCGCUUUGGUGUCUGGGGAAGAAAUCGGAGAUGUCGAGGAAUAUUACCAAGGUGUUGGUAGGGGCCUUGCAGGAGCUGCAGAUAUAA